Molecule: messenger RNA, 964 nt
Organism: Mycotypha africana
Lineage: Eukaryota; Fungi; Mucoromycota; Mucoromycetes; Mucorales; Mycotyphaceae
Product: small COPII coat GTPase
Exons: 4
Coding region: 345-866 (173 amino acids)
Biological process (GO): membrane organization; vesicle organization; intracellular protein transport
Cellular component (GO): endoplasmic reticulum exit site; COPII vesicle coat
Molecular function (GO): GTP binding; GTPase activity
Source: RefSeq, a predicted model, not a curated record
UUUUUUUGUUUUUAUUUCCUUUUUUUCGAGACUUCUGUUUUCAUUUUUGUUGGUUUUUUUUUUUUUUCCUUUCUUACCCUAAUCUCUCCGUUUACGUAAAAGUCUUUGAGCAAUGUUUCUUGUCAAUUGGUUUUGGGAUGUUUUGGCCUCUUUAGGUAAAGAAAAAGAAAAAAUUAACCACUUCAAACGAAACGGGCAAUAUGUUGGAGAGUCAGGAGAUUGCAGAAGGACAUUCCUUGAAUCUCGGAACGGAUGACAGAUGAAGAGCAAAGCUGGAAUUAUGACCUUAUUAACAGUGAAUAUGUCUUAUUCAUAAACGUUACUUUUUUCUAUAAACAGGCCUUAUGAAUAAGAAUGCCAAGAUUUUGUUCUUGGGCCUUGAUAAUGCUGGCAAAACCACCCUAUUACAUAUGUUGAAGAAUGACCGUUUAGCAACUUUACAACCUACUCUUCAUCCCACGUCUGAAGAACUUUCCAUUGGUAAUGUCAAGUUCACCACCUAUGAUUUAGGUGGCCAUCAACAAGCACGUAGAUUGUGGAGAGAUUAUUUCCCUGAGGUUGGCGGUAUCGUCUUUUUAGUGGAUUGUGCUGACCAUGCUCGCUUCGCCGAAGCAAAGGCGGAAUUAGAUGCUCUUUUGGCUAUUGAACAACUCUCCAAGGUCCCCUUCUUGAUCCUUGGUAAUAAGAUUGAUGCUCCCGGUGCAGUUAGUGAAGAAACGCUUAGACAAGAAUUAGGUUUAUUCCAAACAACUGGCAAGGGUAAGGUUCCUUUGAAUGAUAUCCGUCCUAUUGAAGUCUUCAUGUGUUCCGUUGUUAUGCGUCAAGGUUAUGGUGAUGGUUUCCGUUGGAUUUCUCAAUAUGUUUAAAUAGCAUCGCAAAACUUAUUCAUUUUUCGUCAUCUAUUAUAUACUCUAUUAAUAAAAAGACAUGAAAAAAAAAAUGAUAUCAUUCAAGCUGUAAAAUA